AGAUAAAGGGAGGUUGUAAUCAUUUGUAUCCUAUUCCAGUGUUUUUUUUUUGUUUUACUGAUAGCUAAUUUGUAACUGGCCUUUGGAUAUGCGUAUAAAACAAGGAAUUGGGUGGAGUAGCCAAGGGACUGAGGGAGGAGUCUGAAAGGAAGGGCACAGACUGAAGGGAGGGGUUGUGUUUUUGUCUUCAGCUGGAAUGAGACAAGACUGAGCAAAUGCCUCGAGCUUGAUAGUACACUUUUUAAUUCUGCUGUCUUUUUUUACCUUGGUUUAUUACUUGCGGAGGGCAUUGAAACUCUAACACUGCUACAAUGGAUAAAUUCCAGAAUGUCCUGCGUUUCUUCAUGAACCAGAAAGCCACAAUUGGCUACAGUUUUAUGGCUCUCCUGACGAUAGGCGGGGAGAGAGUCUUCUCCAUGGUCUCCUUUCAGUGUCCAUGCAACCACGACCAGAACUUUGCCUAUGGAAUCACAUUCCUGCUCGGACCCGCUGCUGUGCUUCUGGUUUUGGGUCUGUUCUUCAGUGCUAGGUUGUGGAGGCUUUACACUGGUUGCUGCCUCAAUCCCAUGAAACUGUGUCCGCGCGGAAGAUGCUUCGGAUGUGUUCGAGUGUUGAUGAGCAUCUUUACAGGGGCUUGUGUAGCUCCUAUUAUGUGGCUCUCCGUUGCCCUGCUCAACGGGACAUUUUAUGAGUGCGCUGUCAGCGGUCUCAAUGACAACCUGGUGGUGGAUCUGUUCUGUAAGAACAAGACCAUGAAGUGUCGGGAGGAGUUAGCCAGAGUUCCCUGUGGCAGGUCCAAGCUAACUGAAGAAGACCGCAUGGAUCUGCUGCUGAUGUUCAGGGCCCAAUCUCAGAUUCUGGGCUGGUGGAUCAUCAUCAUCGCAGCCACGUUUGGGCUCAUUGGUACUUGCUACACCAACUGCCGUUCCCAAGUCAGCUACUUGCAGCUCACAUUCUGGAAACGCUACGUGGAAAAAGAAAGAGAGCACUUUGACACCUACAGUGUGGAGUAUGCCUCCAAACUGGCUGAAAGAAACCUAAAAAGUUUCUUUGAGAACAAGGAUCCUGAACUGUUCCCUUUCCCCAACCACAAGGCAUGGGAGGAGAUUUCUACACUCUACACCUUUUCAAGGAGCGAACAAUAUUACAGUACCCUACACCAUUACGUGGAGAGAGUAGACAGGGACUUUGCACCAGAGAAGAGACCUGUCAUGGACAUGGAGCAUGGAAUUGAAAUGACAUAGAAAUGUUCAUUUUAUUUUAUUAAGUUUAUUUAUAUGAGUCUUUCAUAACAGUUUGUUAUGAAGUGUGACUAACGGAGCUGACUGGGAGAGGUCACAACCACUUACUUCUUUAAUGUUUGUUUUUUAGUCUAAAAAAUCGAUACUUAGAAUACAAACAUAAAUACACCGUAGUAUAUAACAUUAUAUAACCUAAUAGGUUGUGAAUUGUAUUUAUUUAUUCUACGACUGACAAUACUGUGUUUCUGGUUUUCAUUGACACCUCUACAUUCCAAGUGUGGAUAAUUAUCUUAAAGAAUUUGUUCCUGCUUUUGUACAAAAAAAGUAAUUAAAUUUAAAAACUUUAAUUUGCACAAGGUCAACAGAACACUUCAUUUUUAACUCGGUAGUAUUUAAAGUAGUUCAACAUACAUUCGUAAAUCUGUGUGAGCAGAUGUGUAUGUAUUUUGUUUGUGUAAUAAUAUAUACAGUAGUUACUUGAUUUGUAUUAGUUGGGAUUCCCAAAGU
Molecule: messenger RNA, 1748 nt
Organism: Corythoichthys intestinalis (scribbled pipefish)
Lineage: Eukaryota; Metazoa; Chordata; Actinopteri; Syngnathiformes; Syngnathidae
Product: calcium homeostasis modulator protein 5-like
Exons: 2
Coding region: 312-1244 (310 amino acids)
Cellular component (GO): plasma membrane
Molecular function (GO): monoatomic cation channel activity
Source: RefSeq, a predicted model, not a curated record